Molecule: messenger RNA, 7530 nt
Organism: Chionomys nivalis (European snow vole)
Lineage: Eukaryota; Metazoa; Chordata; Mammalia; Rodentia; Cricetidae
Gene: Sik2
Product: salt inducible kinase 2
Exons: 16
Coding region: 157-2937 (926 amino acids)
Biological process (GO): protein phosphorylation; microtubule cytoskeleton organization; intracellular signal transduction
Cellular component (GO): cytoplasm
Molecular function (GO): tau-protein kinase activity; ATP binding; protein serine/threonine kinase activity
Source: RefSeq, a predicted model, not a curated record
CUGUGGGGCGGGAGGGAAGCAGCGCCGGAGCGAGAACGGCGGCCGUCGCCCAGAGCCCAGCCGCGCCGCCCGCCGCCCUCCUGCCCGCUCCGCGCCGCUUCACGCCGGCCCGCUCGUUCGCGCUCCAGUUGCCGUGUCCUGCAGCGGGGGCCCAGCAUGGUCAUGGCGGAUGGCCCGAGGCACUUGCAGCGCGGGCCGGUCCGGGUGGGGUUCUACGACAUCGAGGGCACGCUGGGCAAGGGCAACUUCGCCGUGGUGAAGCUGGGGCGGCACCGGAUCACCAAGACGGAGGUGGCUAUAAAAAUAAUAGAUAAAUCUCAGCUGGAUGCAGUAAACCUUGAGAAAAUAUACCGAGAAGUACAAAUAAUGAAAAUGCUCGACCAUCCUCACAUAAUCAAACUUUAUCAGGUAAUGGAGACCAAAAGUAUGUUGUACCUUGUGACAGAGUAUGCCAAAAAUGGAGAAAUUUUUGAUUAUCUUGCUAAUCAUGGCCGGUUAAAUGAAUCUGAAGCCAGGAGAAAAUUCUGGCAAAUUCUGUCUGCUGUUGAUUAUUGCCAUGGCCGAAAAAUUGUGCACCGUGACCUGAAAGCUGAAAAUCUCCUGUUGGAUAACAACAUGAAUAUCAAAAUAGCAGAUUUCGGUUUUGGAAAUUUCUUUAAAACUGGUGAACUGCUGGCAACAUGGUGUGGCAGCCCCCCUUAUGCAGCCCCAGAGGUCUUUGAAGGGCAGCAAUAUGAAGGGCCACAGCUGGACAUAUGGAGCAUGGGAGUUGUUCUUUAUGUCCUUGUCUGUGGAGCUCUGCCUUUUGACGGACCAACUCUCCCUAUUCUGAGGCAGAGAGUUUUGGAAGGAAGAUUCCGGAUUCCAUAUUUCAUGUCAGAAGAUUGUGAACACCUUAUUAGAAGGAUGUUGGUCCUAGAUCCUUCCAAACGGCUAAGCAUAGCUCAAAUCAAGGAGCACAAGUGGAUGCUCAUAGAAGUUCCUGUACAGAGACCUAUUCUCUAUCCACAAGAACAAGAAAAUGAGCCAUCCAUUGGAGAAUUUAAUGAACAGGUUCUGCGAUUGAUGCACAGCCUUGGAAUUGAUCAGCAGAAGACUAUUGAGUCUUUGCAAAACAAGAGCUAUAAUCACUUUGCUGCCAUUUAUUUCUUGUUGGUGGAACGUCUGAAAUCACAUAGGAGCAGUUUUCCCGUGGAGCAGAGACUUGAUGGCCGCCAGCGCCGGCCUAGCACCAUUGCGGAACAAACAGUUGCCAAGGCACAAACUGUGGGACUCCCAGUGACCUUGCAUUCACCGAACGUGAGACUGAUGCGAUCUACCCUCCUCCCACAGGCAUCCAAUGUGGAGGCCUUUUCAUUUCCAACAUCCAGCUGUCAAGCAGAAGCUGCCUUUAUGGAGGAAGAGUGUGUCGACACUCCUAAGGUGAAUGGCUGUCUGCUUGACCCUGUGCCCCCUGUCCUGGUGAGGAAGGGAUGCCAGUCACUGCCCAGCAAUAUGAUGGAGACCUCCAUUGAUGAAGGCUUGGAGACAGAAGGAGAGGCUGAGGAAGACCCCAGUCAGGCCUUUGAAGCUUUCCAGGCCACACGGAGUGGGCAGCGACGGCACACUCUGUCAGAAGUGACUAACCAAUUGGUUGUCAUGCCCGGGGCAGGGAAAAUUUUCUCUAUGAGUGACAACCCCUCCCUUGACAGUGUGGACUCUGAGUACGAUUUGGGGUCUGCCCAGAGAGACCUGAACUUCCUGGAAGACAGCCCUUCCCUGAAGGACAUCAUGUUAGCUAACCAGUCCUCACCCCGCAUGGCAUCUCCUUUCAUAAGCCUCAGACCUACCAACCCAGCCAUGCAGGCUCUGAGCUCUCAGAAACGUGAGGUCCACAAUCGGUCCCCCGUGAGCUUCCGAGAAGGCCGCAGGGCAUCAGACACUUCCCUUACCCAAGGAAUUGUAGCAUUUAGACAACAUCUUCAGAAUCUUGCUAGAACCAAAGGAAUUCUGGAGUUGAACAAAGUACAGUUGCUCUAUGAACAAAUAGGAUCAGAGGCAGACCCUAACUUAGCAUCAGCUGCUCCUCAGCUCCAAGACCUCUCGAGCAGCUGUCCUCAGGAGGAAGUCUCUCAGCAGCAGGAAAGUGUCUCCACACUCUCUGCCAGCAUGCAUCCUCAACUUUCUCCACAGCAGAGCUUGGAAACCCAGUACCUACAGCAUCGACUCCAGAAGCCCAGUCUUCUGCCAAAGGCCCAGAAUACUUGUCCAAUAUAUUGUAAAGAACCACCUCGGAGCCUGGAACAGCAGCUACAGGAACAUAGGCUCCAACAGAAGCGACUCUUCCUCCAGAAGCAGUCUCAGCUACAAGCGUAUUUUAAUCAGAUGCAGAUAGCCGAGAGCUCCUACCCUCGACCAAAUCAACAAUUGGCUCUUCCCCAUCAGGAGACUUCACCGCCAUCCCAGCAGCCCCCACCAUUCAGCCUGACCCAACCCCUGAGCCCAGUCCUCGAGCCCUCUUCUGAGCAGAUGCAAUUUAGCCCUUUCCUCAGCCAAUACCCAGAGAUGCAGUUGCAGCCCCUGCCGUCCACACCCAGCCCCCGGGCUCCACAUCCCUUACCCUCACAAUUGCAGCAGCCACCCCCACCGCCUCCUCCUCCUCCACCUCAGCAGCCAGGAGCUGCUCCAGCCCCCUUACAGUUCUCCUAUCAGACUUGCGAGCUGCCAAGCACCACCUCCUCUGCACCAGACUACCCUGCUCCCUGUCACUAUCCUGUGGAUGGAGCCCAGCAGACCAACCUCACAGGCGCGGACUGUCCCAGGAACUCAGGACUUCAGGAGACCCCAUCUAGCUAUGACCCGCUGGCCCUCUCUGAGCUCCCUGGACUCUUUGAUUGUGAAAUGCUAGAAGCUGUGGAUCCACAACACAAUGGAGUGGCUUGUCCUAUCAGCAGAUGAAUGCACUAAGCACAAAGCGUCUUCCUUAAAGCACAAGAAGAAAGCUACUACACUGAUGCUGCAUCUAGAAACACCUAUAAGUUGCCUUUCCUCUCUGUAGUAAGUGUCCAGGCAGGCAAGGGAAGACUAGGCAUGGGAAGUCUACGGAGAGCCAUCCUGGUCACCAGCCCAACCCCUGCCAGUGGUGGUGAUUCAAGCAUCUUUGAGGCUGGCCAGAGACUGUAGUUGUUGGGUCCCCACUGGUGCCAGGCUGCUUUUCAAAUGCGCUCUGCUUAGAAUUGGGCUGUGGGUGUCAGCAAGAAUGGAUAGCAGGAGGGACUGUCAUUUUUGUGAUUUAAUAACUGAAAAUCCAGUAAGGAUAAAUUGUGUUUCUUUUAUUGAUUCUGUUCCUCCUCAUGCUUAAGAUUGAUGAUUUUGUGAGAUAAAGAACAUCAUUUCAUUGGAGAGAUCAUUUCAUUAAGAUCUCUAAUACGUUUUAAAGCUUUGCAGAAUAAGCCAGCUAUAAAACGGGGCUUGAUUUGUUUAGACUGGAGGAGGAUGUUUUCCCAAAAUAUACUGCAGAAGCGCUGUAAUAUUGACAAAUGAAAAUGCCUUCCAGAUUGAAAAUGGGGGCCGCUCAUUUCAGGACUGCAGGAACAGCACCGCUACAGAUUGGCAUAAACCCCUGCCCCCCAACAGGGCUGUGAGCUGCUUAGCCCAGGAGACCUAGCAGCUAUGGCAGGACAGUUAGGCGACAGAUGAGGGGCUGCGGAGAGGCUGACAGAAGGUUAAAGGCUGCAGAGAGAAGCCGGGAGCACCCAUCAACAGCCAACCUGUUAGGCACUGACACACAGAGUGGAGGUGAGGACAGACGCCUGGCGAAGAACACGAACCCUCCUGCUGGAUCUCUCGUAAGCUCCCGUGUGCUCCUCUCACUCUCUUCCAGUAGAAGUCUCUAACUCCAUGGCUACCUUUAUUUCCUGAGAUGGAAGCUGGUGAGAGCAGAUGGGCUCUGAUGGUCACUCAUCUGAUUGCUUCUGUUGCUGUCCCCUAACUAGUGACCAUGGAAGCUUCCAAGCCAUUUCUCCUCACAAGUACUAAAGUAACACUAAGAAGGCUUAGGCCCACUCUUGCUGAGAGGCAGCUUUGAAAUACUGACAUGCUCGCCUGUCGAUUCACAUCAGCAGUGUGUACACUACUGUAUAGUAACCCUUAGCUUUGUUAUCUUGUUAAACCAGCCUCUCCAAAGAGACUGGUGAUUCAAACAUGAGGUAAAAUUUUCAUUUGGCAAAAGUGCAAUAUGUGUGGUACUUUUUUAUUUUUGUUUAUGGUCUUUUGUUAUCCAGGUAUCACUCUCUGCUUUGGGGGAAAUGCAUUAGUUCUGCAGUCUCCAGUUGGGCAAGUGUGUCUCUAGUAUUUACAUGCAACUGACAUGCUGGUCCCUGUAAGGCAAACAGAGGGUAUUAAUGCAACAGGAAGAUGACAGGUUGUGGGGUCCCACUCCUCUGUUCCCAGGGAGCUGCCUGACCAGUGCCAGCCCUCACUGUGCCCUGACUCGGCCUAUUUGAACUGCCGCCUUUAGAACAAAGACAGGGACAGUUCUGUGUUCACAACCCUCCAGAGUCUACCCAGUGGGAGAUACCGAGGACCCAGGAAAAGCCUCUGGGACUGACGUAGGAGGCAUGAGAGCGAAUCUGAGCAAAGCCUCUGGGACUGAUGUAGGAGGCAUGAGAGCGAAUCUGAGCAAAGCCCUUUCUUUCACUUAGCGUCCUCAGAAAAAGAAAGCCAGGGUCCCUCUGUCUCAGAAAUCAAGAUCAGAAGUGUUUAAACCCUGUCCUGGUAUCGGGGAGGUAGGACUUCAACCUUUGCCUGCCAUAUCCCCUCCUAACUCCUGCAUUGUUACAGGGCCUCUACCCCAUACUCCCAGUACGACCCAACCAGUGGAGAGACACCCUCUGCCCUGCCCCAGAACUCUAAUAACUAGGGCACUCAGCAAGGACUUAUGGCAGGCCUCUCUACCUGUACCCCAGGAGCCAUUAUACCUAAGGCAGAGAAACUAGAACUGGGGGAAAGGGUGUGUUCUCAGCUGGAAAGUGACAAAGUGAGAAGCCAGAAACUGAAGGAACCCAGAAAGUAGCAGUUUCUAGGCCAGAUGAUCAAGGGCCCCAAGUGUGUGUGCCAGCAGCUCAGAACAUGGGGACCCAGUGGGCUCGCCUCCCUCUAUGGGAUUCUCUAGACUCUAAACAAGCCUGCUUCUUAAAUAUAUGAGGAGCAGAGUUUUCACUGCUCUGGAUUGCACUUUUACACGUCAGCAGUGAGUUAAGCUCUCUGUUGGUUUAAAGAAAAUUCAUAGUCCAGGUGACUUUCACUUCCCCCUCCUCUAGAAACAAUACGUAGUGUCAUUUGAUGACACCGAUCCCAGUGGGCCCUGUGUCGGGGCUGACCUUCGCUGCGUUUGUACCCUAAGCUGGGCUGCCUCUACUGCCUCCUCGGAAGCCACCCGAGCCGCUCGGUCUCUCUGUGCCUAGACAUCAAAGGUAAAAACUGGAGAACAGGUAGUAAGUUGGAGUCAUUGCCCAGGCAGGGAUCUUUUAUCAUUUUGUUGAUUCUGGAAAUUUUUAACAGAACUUACCUUCAAAUUGAUUUGUGGGAGACAAGAGCAGCGACAUCUACCUGUUUCAACACUGGACAAAACUAUACUCCAAAACUUAAGACACACACACAUACACAAAGAGUAGGGGAGGAGAGAGAGAGAGAGGUCUUCCAUGGGUGGGGUCCCAGAGAAGUGAGCCUCCAUGGCUUUUCCACUGCCCUCAGUGGCAAAUGGAAUGAGACAGUGGCCCUUCAAGGGUCCUUUUGGUCCUAAAGUCUCUGCCCUCACAACAGCUUCUCACUUAUUUGUGCAUCCAUGUUUGCCCAGUUAGUUCUGGGAGACUUCCAGCCUUCCUAGUUGCACCACAUCUUAUGUCCACAUUAUAUGUGAGCAGAUUUGGGUAUGUGACUGCAUGGGUUGACAAACAGGCAGGGAUAGUGCCCAACAGCGUAAUCAAGGAUGGUUCUUGCAGGUCCUGCCCUCUCACCUUGCCUGUCCAUUUUCACAACAAUGUACCAAGCACUUUCACAAGUCCUCACAAUCCUCACUCCAGUUCUGUGGAAUUAGCUAGAGAACUGCGGUCCGUAGUUACCACAGCUGAGGGAAGCAAAGCUCUCAAAGGAUACAUGACUUAGCAAGUGGCAGUACAGCGACGAGCACCUUCAUGGCCUGGCUUCUGGCUUCUGUGCUGGAGCCCUGUCCUACAGCCCCCUCCCCACUUUGGUAGCACACAGCUAUAUAAACAAAGCCCUGUCCAGACGGCUGCACAACACUUGACAGCUGCCUGGCUUUAAGUGCCCAAUGCAGUUAUCCAGGUGACUGCACUUAGGCAAGGAGGGGGAGACAGACACCAGAGACUGGCCAUCUUGCUGUCCAAUAAAUUGCAGAAGUUUAGGCUUAAAUUGAGGUUGUUUGCUAAUUCAAAGUUAUGUAAGCCGGUGCUUUUUCUUUUAAGUACAUAUGGGAAAGACAAACUCCUCCCUGACUGCCAAAGGGCUUCCUUAGUCGACAGAGUCAAUCCCAGAGAAAAUGGCUGCCCAGAGAAUUGUGAGCUCAGCCUUUAUCCUAAAGGGAUGGCACACAGAACCUACCUUCUUUCCUCCCUUCCUUCCUUUUUUCUUUCUUUCUUAAAUAAUCUUUUGAAAUGGGGUCUCACUAUGUAGUUAUGACUAUCCUAGGAUGUCCUGGUUUGCUGUGUAGACCAGGCUGGCCUCGAACUCACAGAGAUCAGCCUCCAAGUGCUGAAAUUAAAGGUGUGUGCCACCCCCGCCCAGCACAUUUCUUUACAAUUAAGUUCUGCCAAGUAGGAAGGCUUAUUAAACACUUUCAGGAUUACAGAAUGGUAAUGGGCUUUGAUGAUAGAAUGCUAGGUCUUUUCAGAACCAAAAUGGGUGAGUAGGGGUAGCUUUAAUAAUAGAGACACAGACAACAUCCAGGUGGAUGCAGCGAUGUCACAUUACCAAGUGUAGAUAAAACUGAUGCCUGCCUACCCAGGAUUUGCUCAGUCAAGGAAAUUCAUAUGGUUGAACAUCCCCACUACCCGUGGUUUAAAAAAAAAAAAAAAAAAAUCUGCCUCUACCAGAAUCUGUGAAGGAGAAAGCAGCAGGGAAAGGGGAGGUUGGCUUGCCUCUGGGGACUGCAAUUUAAGAAGUAAGAGUGGUGGAGAUUAUUUGCACUUUGUAGAAAGGAAGGGAGUGGUCUUGCUGGAUUCAGCUUGGUAGUUGAGUUACUUUCGAUAAACUUAAUCUGAUUGUAGUCAUUUUUUUUUCUGUGUGCUUUUUAAUUACUAAGAAAAAAAUGUUGACUUUGAUAGCUUUGGUAUUUUGAGUGCAAAUUCUAAUAGCUCCAAUGUGGAAAAUCAAAGUGUAACCUGCCACUCAGUGUUAGAAAAUUGCCUAAAAUGCAGUUUAAUAAAUGAUCUUUGUACCAAAUGGUAAUUUAAAUGGAGUAAUUUUCUGCAAAGAAAAUGUACUGUCUUUAUGUUUCCAACCCUCCUGAACUAAAAUAAAAACACCUUGUUU